This is a messenger RNA of Rhodotorula graminis WP1, 3577 nucleotides long. RefSeq lists its product as uncharacterized. Gene Ontology annotation, molecular function: mRNA binding. Bases 14 to 3577 code for a protein of 1187 amino acids. The transcript has 3 exons. The record is from RefSeq and is a predicted model, not a curated record. NCBI's taxonomy places the organism in Eukaryota, Fungi, Basidiomycota, Microbotryomycetes, Sporidiobolales, Sporidiobolaceae.
CUCGAGAACCGCCAUGCGUGACUCGCCCUCGUUCCACCGCCCACCCUCGCCACCUCCCCUCACGCCUGCGGGAUCGUCCUGGACCCAGCACGAGCUCGAGCAGGGCAUCGAGGGCGGCCUCGAAGACGACGAGGACGAGAGCGAGCAGCACCUCCGAGCCCGCUCGUCGCGCGACAGCGGCAUCUCGCUCGGCGAGCGCCAGCAGCACCUCUCGCCGAGCCACGCCCACGACGACGCCCGCUCGCGCCCGCUCGACUCGGCGCAGCGCUCCCUGUCGCCCUACCCGUCGGUGAGCGGCGCCGCGUCGUCCGCCGGCAUCUCGUCGCCUUCCUCGUCGUCGCACCCUCGUCCGCCGAGCGCCCUUUCAUCCACCUCGUCGUCGCACCCGAGCGGCAGCACCGGCGGCCCCACCUCGCAAGACUCGCUCGCGUCGCCUCGCCUCGUCGCGCACCACCCGUACGCGUCGAGCAGCCUCAGCUCGGCCGCCGCGUUCGACUACGACGACCUGCUCGGCCCGCACCCGCGCCGCGCCCUGUCGGGCACGAGCGUCAGCCCGCCGUCGAGCAACGAGGACGACAAGUUGCGGCGCGGCGUCGCCGAGUCGCACGUCCAGGGGCUCGGCCUGACGGCGAGGGCGGCCGGCGGCGGGCGCAGGGAGCUGUACGGCCAGGACGAAGGCGGCGAGCUCGGCGGCGGAGGAGAUGAAGCCCAGGGCGACGAGCACGACGAGCGCUGGGAGUCGCUGCGCACCAUGAGCCUGUCGUCGGCGCCGCCGACGUCGUCGUCGUCGGACGCGCCUACGGCGCCGCGCCGCUCGUCGCUCGCCCAGUACGCCGUGCGCCAGUCGUCCUUCUCGUCGACGGCCCUCGUCGGCAGCCCACUCAGCCCGCACGUCGCGCCGUUCGCGCCCUCGUCGGCGUCGUCGUCGGCGCAGCAGCAGCAGGGCGGCGGCGGCGGGACCCCGACGUCUACUUCGGGCGGCUCGUGGAUCAGCCCGCGCGAGCGCGAGGCGAGCUGGAACUCGGCGGCGUCGUCGAGCUACGCCGUUCAGGCGCAGCAGCGCGCCCUUCCCUCCCUCACCUCCCAUUCCUCGACCACCUCGCCUCACACGCCGCACUACGCGAUGUCGUACGCGUCCCAGCACGGCUUCUCGCACUACGCCGAGUCGUCGUCGUCGGCCCCGCUCGUCGCGCCCGCCAUGAGCGAGUCGAGCUCGCGCGGCGCGCACGGCCUCGGCGGCGAGACGUUCUUCGUCUCGCGUGGUCCGCCUCGCGCACCCUACACGGUCGAGUACCGCGACCGCUCCGGCAGCGAGAGCUACGGCCUCAACGGGCACGGCUACUCGUCGUCGACCGGGCUCGACUCGGCGUCGGCGGCCGUCGCCCAGUACGACGCGGCCAUGCAGGCCGACGUGUCGACCAUCUUUGUCGUCGGCUUCCCGGACGACAUGACCGAGCGCGAGUUCACCAACAUGUUUGCGUUCGCCGACGGCUUCGAGGCGGCGACGCUCAAGUUCCCGUACCCGCGCGACGGCAGUGUCGCCGGCAGCGAGGGCGGCGGCUCGGGCCUCGCCGGUCUUGCCCUCGGCGGCGGCGGCGGCGGCCCCGACGAGCCGUUUUCGUCAUCGUCGUCGUCGUACCCGGGCCCGCCGUACCUCGCGACGGCGCACGAGGGCCACGCGACGGGCGCCUCGACGCCGCUCAGCGCGACGGCGUCGGCCAACGGCACGUCGACGCCCGCCUCGACGGCCGUGCGCAAGAUCAUCGGCUUCGCGCGGUUCGACACGCGGCAGCACGCGCUCGCCGCGCGCGAGACGCUCAACGGGCGCCGCGUCGACUACGAGCGCGGGUCGGUCCUCAAGGCCGAGAUGGCCAAGAAGAACCUGCACAUGCGCAAGAACGUGCUCGUCACGGCGACGGCCAUGUCGGGCAGCGGCUCGGGCAGCGGCGGCACGACGAGCUCGUCGGCCGCGGGCACGACGGCGCCCGGCUCGGCCUCGGGCCAUGCCUCGGCCCAGGCCCAGCAGCAGCAGUCGCCGUACGUCUACUCGGCGCUCCAUGGCUCGCCCGUCGCCGUGCAGCAGGCCCCGUCGUCGCUGUCGUCGGCGGCGCCGGACGUCGCCGCCACGUCAUCGUCCUCGGCGCCGGGCCCGUCGAUCCCGCUCUCGUCGCUCGACAGUGCGACGCUGCAGAAGCUCGCCCAGUCGAGCAACCUCAACCCGGCCGUGCUCGCCGAGAUCGCCCGCCAGAACCUCGUCAAGGCGUCGACCUCGGCCGACUCGGCGGCGGCGGCGGCGACCGAGGCGUACCAGGCUCGCCGCGCGAGCGAGUACUUCGAGGACGACCCGGCGUCGGCCUCGUACCCGAACGAGCAGGCCGGCUGGGCGCAGGCGCCCGCGUCGACGUCGUCGUCCUCGCCGCCGCACCAGCCCUCGGCCGCUCCCGGCGUCGGCCUCGGCCUCGGCUCGCAGCGCAGCAUGCUCCAGCAGCUCGACGAGGGCAUCGGCUCGAACGCGACCGCGUCCAACGCGCCGUACCCGUCGCCCGACCUGCGCAGCAUCGGCGGCGGCGGGCCCGGCAGCAGCGUCUCGGGCGGCGCGCGCUCGCGUGAGGCGUCGUACGCGAGCAUGUCGGGCCCCGUCGGCGCGCCCAACCCGUACUCGACGUACGCGAGCCCGGGACCGGGCGCGGCGCCGCUCUCGCCUGGACUCGCGGCCGCGGCGGCCUCGGCUGCGACGGCCGUCGUUGGCGCCGUGCCGAGUGCGGCGGCGAGGCAGGCGGCGAUGCACCCUCUCGGCUCGCCGACGGGCAGCUUCUCGUCGUCGACGCUCGGCGGUGCCCUCGCCGCCCUGAGGACGCAGAACCCGGCCGACAUGAACGCGCCCAAGAACACGCUCUACGUCGGCGGCCUCCCGGCGGUCCUGCCCUCGCUCACGGGCCCGUUCUCGGCGUCGCACCUCGAGGACAGCCUGCGCAACGCCUUUUCGCGCUGCCCGGGCUACCGCCGCCUCCAGUUCCGCUACAAGUCGAACGGGCCCAUCGUCUUUGUCGAGUUCUUCGACACGGCGCACGCCACGCGCGCCAUGCAGGAGCUGUACGGCCACACGCUCGGCGGCCUCGUCAAGGGCGGCAUCCGCCUCAGCUACUCGAAGAACCCGCUCGGCGUCCGGUCCAACGGCCAGCCGGCGCUCCCGCCGCCCGAGCUCAUCGACCAGCGCCCGCCGCACUACGUCCUCGCGGCCCACCAGCAGCACUCGUCGCCGGCGGGCCUUGUGUUCGGCCAGGGCGCUUACGGCUCGUCGCCUUACGUCAGCUCGUCGAGCGCCUUCUCGAGCGACGCCGUCCUCGUCGUCGGCGGCGACCCUCACCGCCGCCCUCCCGACCCCAUCUACGGCGAGACGGCGUACCCUCGCUCGUCGUCGUACAGCGCCGCCUCGCCCGGCGACUACGGCGGCGGCGGCGGCGGCGGCAUCGGCCGCGCCCGCAGCAACACGUUCGCGUCGGCCGGCUCGGCCGCACCAGCCUCGCCGUCGUCGGCCUACGGCGGCGCCUUUUCGCCCUUCAGCGUCGAUCUCUGA